UGGCCUGUUUCAAAAUCCAGACUAGAAAGGUCAUUUAAUGGCAGUGCAAAAGAAUGUUUUGCCAUAUUUAAAUACAAUAAUGCAUUCUUUUUCCUUCAUACUUGAAUUCUUCAUCCAGGCCUUUGUGAGUGCAUGGGAGAAAGCAUGUUCUUUGAAUAAUGCAGUAUUCUUGAUCCCAGAACAGCGCAUUUAUAAGGUUAACGCCACCAAAUUCAGGGGGCCAUGCCAAGGCAAACUAAUCAUCCAGAUAGCUGGAACAAUUGUAGCCCCGGAAGAGCCCAGAAACUGGGAUCCUAAAAAUCCAAGGCUUUGGAUAGUUUUCUCAAACCUGGAGGGGGCCAGGAUCCAGGGUGGAGGGGUCAUCGACGGAUCCGGCAGUAAAUGGUGGGCUUCCUCUUGCAAAAUCAACAAGACAAAUCCAUGCAGAGGAGCACCAACGGCAAUGACCAUCGACUCAAGCUCAAAGGUAAGGGUGAAGGGCCUUACCAUACAGAGUGCACAACAGAUGCAUUUCACCAUUUCUAGAUCUGUAGCUAUACGGAUUUCUGGUGUCCGAGUUGAUUCUCCACCAGAUAGCCCCAACACAGAUGGCAUACACAUCAGUGAGUCCACCGAUAUAUCCAUUCAGAAUUGCCGCAUUGGAACAGGAGAUGAUUGCAUUUCGAUCGUGAAUGCCAGCUCAAACAUAAAGAUGAAGAACAUUGAUUGUGGACCAGGACAUGGAAUAAGCAUAGGAAGCCUUGGGAAGGAUAAUUCUGUCGGCAUAGUUACGGGCAUUGUCCUAGACACAGCAACACUCACAGGAACUACAAAUGGCCUAAGAAUCAAAACCUGGCAAGGGGGAUCAGGUUAUGUUAGAUCUGUUCGAUUCGAAAAUGUUAAGAUGGAUGAUGUUGAAAACCCAAUCAUCAUUGAUCAGUUUUAUUGUGACUCAACAAAAGCUUGCAAUAACAAGACAGAAGCAGUAAAGAUAAGCCAAGUAAUGUAUAGAAACAUCAGUGGGACUUCAAGAACUUCUAAAGCCAUGAAAUUUGCAUGCAGUGACACAGUGCCAUGCAGCAACAUAGUUUUGAACAACAUAAACCUAGAGAGAGAAAACGGAACUGCAGAGACCUAUUGCAACUGCGCAAUGGGGUUUGAUUAUGGAUUUGUAAGGCCAGCGGCAGACUGCCUACGCAAUGAUGAUAGCUCAAGUUGCAGUGGUGGUUCAGUAAACAAUAACAGGAAGCAUGGGCAAGUCAAUACAGAACUAUGAGCGAAAGUAUUAAUUGAAACAAACUAAGCUUAACAUAUAGUCGAUGAAGUAUUGUUAGAAUAGACCUUAGGGUGCCUUGUUAACAUAGCCACAUGAACCCUGAUACAAUCCAUAAGUAUGAACUUUAUUCUCAGAGAUCCAUGUAUUCAUUAUUUGACAGAACAAAUUACAAAUGGAAUUUGAUAUGGUCUAUAUAA
Molecule: messenger RNA, 1452 nt
Organism: Dendrobium catenatum
Lineage: Eukaryota; Viridiplantae; Streptophyta; Magnoliopsida; Asparagales; Orchidaceae
Product: probable polygalacturonase At1g80170
Exons: 8
Coding region: 38-1255 (405 amino acids)
Biological process (GO): carbohydrate metabolic process
Molecular function (GO): polygalacturonase activity
Source: RefSeq, a predicted model, not a curated record